Molecule: messenger RNA, 246 nt
Organism: Brenthis ino (lesser marbled fritillary)
Lineage: Eukaryota; Metazoa; Arthropoda; Insecta; Lepidoptera; Nymphalidae
Source: the annotation of a GenBank genome assembly
AUGUUCUUCCGACCGAUUCCGGCUACGGCGGCCAAUCUCAUUGAGACUAGCCAACUGCGCAGGAGAUAUUAUAGUGCACAAGUGUACGCGCAGACACAAGGUGCACUCUCUAUUCCUGUCACUCUUAAAGUCCGAUGGGAAGAUACUUCGACACAACCGGUGAGAGUUAAAGCGCAGGAUCGAGGCUUUGCGUGCUUUCCGAGACAUCAUCAAUUUCCUGACUUCGGGCUGUUACUGAGAAUUUCU